AGCCGAGCAGCAUCGGGUUUCGCAAGACCCAAUGAGGGAGGGCGGCGUGGCCCGGCCGGUGGCAACUAGGACGCGCCUGCGCAGAGGUGGCAGCACGAGAGGGGUUGACUCCGGGGGCGCGGCGAGGAGAAACAUGAGGCUGAGCUGGGUCCUGACAGUAUUGUCCAUCUGCCUGAGUGCCCUGGCCACGGCCACCGGGUCCGAAGGCAAACGGAAGCUGCAGAUCGGGGUCAAGAAGCGGGUGGACCACUGUCCUAUCAAAUCGCGCAAGGGAGACGUCUUGCACAUGCACUACACGGGAAAGCUGGAAGAUGGGACAGAGUUUGACAGCAGCCUGCCCCAGAACCAGCCCUUUGUCUUCUCUCUUGGCACAGGCCAGGUCAUCAAGGGCUGGGACCAGGGGCUGCUGGGGAUGUGUGAAGGGGAAAAGCGGAAGCUGGUGAUCCCAUCUGAGCUGGGAUAUGGAGAGCGGGGAGCUCCCCCCAAAAUCCCAGGUGGUGCGACCCUAGUGUUCGAAGUGGAGCUGCUCAAGAUUGAGCGCCGGUCAGAACUGUAGCCAGCUUCAGAGGGGCAGGGGCCCCAUGAGGGACCACAUUGUUUAAAAAAGAAAACAAACAAACAAAAAAACCUUAAAAGCCCAAGGAGUGAGCAUGUGUUUC
This is a messenger RNA of Fukomys damarensis (Damara mole-rat), 659 nucleotides long. It is a transcript of the gene Fkbp2, whose product is annotated as FKBP prolyl isomerase 2. Gene Ontology annotation, biological process: protein peptidyl-prolyl isomerization. Gene Ontology annotation, molecular function: peptidyl-prolyl cis-trans isomerase activity. Bases 32 to 556 code for a protein of 174 amino acids. NCBI's taxonomy places the organism in Eukaryota, Metazoa, Chordata, Mammalia, Rodentia, Bathyergidae. The transcript is spliced from 6 exons. The record is from RefSeq and is a predicted model, not a curated record.